AUGUUGCCUUUUGUUCAUUUGAACAUGAAAUUCUUUACCCUAUCUACCAUCAUCUUGGCAAGUUUGAGUGCAUUGAGCACUGAUGCAGCCAUUUCAAGGGUCGCUAUCAAAAAGACGCAGGAGACUGCCGGUCAACGGCUACAGCGUUUCUCGCAUACAGCCGAGUACUUGUCCCAAAAAUACGUGCCACAUCAUUGCAUGCAACAAGCCGAGCAUGGUAUUCCUCUUUCCAACUACAUGAAUGCCCAGUACUAUGGCGAGAUCCAACUUGGCACGCCUGGUCAAACAUUUACGGUGGUAUUCGAUACAGGGUCAUCCAACCUAUGGGUACCCUCGACCCAUUGUAACUCAAUCGCAUGCUUUUUGCACACACGCUAUGAUUCGACUGCCAGUGAUACCUUCCGUGAGAAUGGUACCGAGUUUGCUAUCCAAUACGGCACUGGCUCCUUGGAAGGUUUUAUUAGUGAAGAAACAUUGACCAUGGGUGGUAUCCAAGUACCACAUCAAGGAUUUGCCGAAUCCACCAAAGAGCCCGGAUUUACAUUUGCCCUUGCGCAAUUUGAUGGCAUCCUUGGCAUGGGCUUUGACACCAUUGCCGUCAAGGGGGUGGUGCCUCCUUUCCAAAACAUGGUUGCACAAGACCUCGUGGAUGAAGCUGUCUUUUCAUUUUGGCUUGGCAAUAGCGAUAAUGAUGAUGGUAAUGGUGGUGGUGGUGGUGGUGAACUAGUGCUUGGUGGUAUCGAUCAUUCCCACUACAAGGGCGAGCUUACAUGGGCACCUGUACGUCGUAAGGGGUACUGGGAAAUCGAAUUGCAAGAUAUCAAAUUUGGAGGCAAGAAUGUGGGCCUCGAUCCAGUGGGUGCAGCCAUUGAUACGGGUUCAUCUUUGUUGGUGGUUCCGACAACUGUCGCAGAGUUGAUCAACAGCGAAUUGGAUGCACAAAAGAAUUGGGCUGGACAAUACGUCGUUGAUUGUGACAAGAUCCCUGAUUUCCCAGAGUUUUGUUUUACCUUUGUCAACAAGGACUUUUGCCUCUCAGCUGAUGAAUACGUGUUACAAAUGCAAGGCCAAUGCAUCUCAGGGUUUAUGGGAAUGGAUAUUCCUGAACCUGCAGGUCCACUUUGGAUUCUGGGUGAUGUCUUCCUACGCAAGUAUUAUAGUGUAUAUGACUUGGGGAAUAGCCGAGUGGGUCUUGCUUUAGCCGCUUGA
Messenger RNA from Lichtheimia ornata, 1209 nucleotides. RefSeq lists its product as uncharacterized. The record is from RefSeq and is a predicted model, not a curated record. NCBI's taxonomy places the organism in Eukaryota, Fungi, Mucoromycota, Mucoromycetes, Mucorales, Lichtheimiaceae. The coding region runs from base 1 to 1209 and encodes 402 amino acids. Gene Ontology annotation, molecular function: aspartic-type endopeptidase activity. The transcript has 4 exons. Gene Ontology annotation, biological process: proteolysis.